AUGCGCGAGGAGGAGCUGGAGGUGGCGCUUAAGGUUGUGAUCGUCGGUGAUGGCGGCGUUGGCAAGUCCAGUAUGAUCCAGCGCUACUGCCGCGGCACGUUCACCAGGGACUACAAGAAGACUAUAGGCGUCGACUUCCUAGAACGACAGAUCGAGAUCGAUGGCGAAGAGGUACGGCUUAUGUUGUGGGACACUGCCGGCCAGGAGGAGUUUGAUGCUAUCACAAAGGCAUACUACCGAGGCGCUCACGCAUGUGUCCUCGCAUUUUCUACCACAGAUAGGGAUUCCUUCCUUGCUUUGCACUCUUGGAAGUUGAAGGUGGAGAAUGAGUGCGGUGAAAUACCGACAAUAAUAGUGCAAAAUAAAAUAGAUUUGAUGGACCAGUGCGUUGUUGGACCCGAUGAAGCGGAGCUGGUGGCACGAGCGCUGGGCUGCCGGCUGAUGCGGGCCUCUGUGAAGGAGGAUGUGAACGUAGGUGCAGUGUUCAGGGCGCUGGCGGCGCGCUGCUUGUCCGACAUGCGGCGGGAAGACGCCGCUGAUGUGCCGCUCCCGACCGCCACACCAGUCAUAGGUACGUUUACAAACCACAACAGUAACGGAACGAUUCUGCUGCGGCCCGCCAAGCACCGCCCUGGAGGAAAGAAGAAAAAUGUGCUCAAAAACGCCUGCAGAAUACUGUGA
Molecule: messenger RNA, 681 nt
Organism: Parnassius mnemosyne (clouded apollo)
Lineage: Eukaryota; Metazoa; Arthropoda; Insecta; Lepidoptera; Papilionidae
Source: the annotation of a GenBank genome assembly